AUGGCUUCAGCGCCUGUCCCAGAGAGCGCCACCAAGGAUGUUAUUGAGACCAAGGAGGCCGACGUCGACGUCGACGGCGAGUUUCUCGAAGAUAACGAUGACUUCAAAAAGGAUCUUCUCAGGGCUGAGCAGAGGGAGCUCAUUCCCAAUGAGGCCUUCAAAUGGAACGUCGAUGGAGAUCAGUCGCCAUUCCCUGAGGUGGCUGCCUGUGUUCCCAACACUGAUGAUCCUUCCCUACCAUGCAACACGGUCCGUGCUUGGGUUCUCCUCACGGUAUUUGUGAUGGUCUUUGCAGCUGUGAAUCAGUUCUUCAGUCUGCGCUAUCCAUCUCUCACCGUUCAAUAUGUCGUCGCCCAGCUGCUGGUUUUUCCCAUUGGACGGGCAUGGGAAAAGCUUCCUCGGUGGAGAGUGCCCCUGGGACCGUUCACGUUUGAUGUCAAUCCGGGGCCGUUUAGUAUCAAAGAGCAUGCUUUGAUUGCCAUUUGCGUCAACAUCAGUGCCAGCACGGCCUAUGCGUCGAGCUCGCUGAUCGCCAUCAUCAUGCCGCAGUACUGGAACUCAGACUACGGUGCUGGCUUCUCGUUUAUAUACCUCUUGACCUCGCAGAUGAUGGGAUUUGGCCUUGCUGGUCUAUCCCGUCGCUGGCUGGUUUAUCCCGGCGCCCUGAUCUGGCCCUCAUCGCUGUCGUCGACCGUCCUGUUCCGGGCUCUGCACGAGCCUGAAAACCGGGCACCCGCCAAUGGCUGGACCAUGAGUCGGUAUCGCUUUUUUGGAUACGCAACUGCGUUUGGCUUUGUAAUCUACUGGUUCCCGGAUUACAUCUGGACGAGUCUGAGCACGUUCGCAUUCGUCACCUGGCUGGCGCCUCACAACCAGAAGGUCAACACUAUCUUUGGGAUGAACUCUGGUCUAGGGCUGCUGCCGAUUAGUCUGGAUUGGACUCAGAUCAAUUACGCAGGAUACCCUCUCAUGACGCCCUUCUACAUUACCUGCAACGCCUUUGCGGUGGUCGUGUUCUUCUACCUGUUCCUCUCGCCCAUUCUGUACUACAAGGAUGUCUGGUACAGCGCAUACCUCCCUCUUCUGUCGUCAGACACGUUUGACAACACCGGUGCGGAGUACAAUGUCUCCAGGGUCGUCGACUCGAACUUGGACUUCGUCUUGGCCAAAUACGAGCAGUACUCUCCAAUGUACCUGUCCAUGUCUUACUCGCUCACCUACGGCUUGUCCUUCGCAGCCGUCACCGCCAUCGUGGUCCACACCUAUCUCUACAACGGGUCCGAGAUUUGGGCCAAGUUCAAGAACUCCCGCCACGGAGGCGAGGACAUCCAUCGCCGCUUGAUGCGCACCUACAGCGAGGUACCCGACUGGUGGUUCGGGCUCUUGUUUGUUCUCAUGGCCGGAUUCGGAAUCUUGACUGUGCAGUAUUGGGAGACCGGUCUGCCUGUCUGGGGCUUUAUCGUGGUUUGCUGCGGCAUGGGCGUGGUCCUGAUUAUCCCAGAAGGCAUUCUGGAGGGAACCACUAACCAGCGUAUUUUCCUCAAUAUCAUCACUGAGAUGAUCGCCGGUUACGCGUGGCCGGGUAAGCCGAUUGCCAACAUGAUGGUCAAGUGCUACGGGUACAACUCCGUCAAGCACGGCAUGGACUUUGCCCAGGAUAUGAAGCUGGGGCAGUACAUGAAAAUCCCACCCCGUGUGCUCUUCUUCGGUCAGGUGUACUCGAGUAUCCUGGCAACCAUGACCCAGACUGGAGUCAUCCGAUGGAUGAUGGGCAACAUCACCGGACUUUGCGACACCGACAACAAGCAGAAGUUCACCUGUGCGGGAGCCAAGGUGAUGUACAACGCCAGUCUGAUUUGGGGCACCAUCGGGCCCCAGCGCAUGUUCCAACCGGGCCAGGUGUAUCACUCCCUGAUGUACUUCUUCUUCAUCGGGCCCAUUGUCACCGGUAUCGUCUACCUCAUUUACCGACGCUAUCCCACCAGCUGGGUCCGGUACAUCAACGUGCCGAUCUUCUUCAAUGCCGCUGGCAACAUCCCUCCUGCCAACACAACACAAUACUCCCUCUGGUUCAUCUUCGGUUUCAUCUUCAACCACCUCCUCCGCAAGCGCGCCUUCAACUGGUGGAAAAAGUACAACUACCUGUUCCAGGCUGCCAUGGACACGGGCACCGCCAUUGCCACGAUCCUCAUUUUCUUUGCGCUGGGGUACACCAACACCACGUUCAGCUGGUGGGGUAACAAUGUCGGUUCGAAUACCGAUGAUGCAAAUUCGGUGCCGUGGUUGACAGUUCCUGCCGGCGGGCAUUUCGGUAAGGGACCUGGGGAGUUUUAAUGUUGAUAAUCGAAGCGUGCGUUGUUUGAGAUGUUUAGAUUCUUAGCCUGAAUGGGGUCUGUG
Messenger RNA from Aspergillus heteromorphus CBS 117.55, 2397 nucleotides. It is a transcript of the gene optC, whose product is annotated as small oligopeptide transporter, OPT family. The coding region runs from base 1 to 2334 and encodes 777 amino acids. Gene Ontology annotation, molecular function: oligopeptide transmembrane transporter activity. Gene Ontology annotation, biological process: transmembrane transport. The transcript is spliced from 13 exons. The record is from RefSeq and is a predicted model, not a curated record. Lineage: Eukaryota; Fungi; Ascomycota; Eurotiomycetes; Eurotiales; Aspergillaceae.